GAUUUCCAACUCGGGCCUGGUACGUUCGUGUCUCUUGACUCAGCGCACCUGAUCCUUCGGAUCGCUUCGCUGAUAACACAUUCCCACUCCAUUGAUCUCCUAUCGGUGUCCCUCAGCAUACGCACCGGCCAACAUGGCGGGACCUCCGCCCUCUUACCUUCCGGUAAUUCAUAAAUUGUCUCAAAAUGACGAGGCCGCUUGGAUACAGAUAGGCUCUGUGGCGGAAACCAUGGGCGACCUCGACCGCGCCAUGCACGCAUAUGAGGAAGCCCUUCGUCAUAACCCUCACUCGACCAAGGCUCUCACCCAAGCUGCUGCCCUGUGUAGGACUCGUGAGCAGUUUUCCAAGGCUGUCGAUUACUUUGAGCGAGUUUUGAACAUCGAUCAGACGAACGGAGAGAUUUGGGGAGCCCUUGGGCACUGUUUCCUCAUGCAGGAUGAUCUGCAGAGGGCAUACACCGCUUAUCAACAGGCCCUUUACCACCUGCCCAAUCCCAAAGAGCCCAAGCUUUGGUACGGCAUUGGUAUCCUCUAUGAUCGAUAUGGAUCAUAUGAGCAUGCCGAGGAAGCUUUCUCAGCGGUCAUCCGGAUGGAGCCCAAAUUCGAGAAAGCCAACGAGAUCUACUUCAGACUGGGCAUAAUCUACAAGCAACAGGGCAAAUACGAAACCAGUCUGAGUUGCUUCAAGUACAUCUUGACUUGCCCGCCGAAGCCCCUCACCGAGGUGGACAUUUGGUUCCAAAUCGGACAUGUUCAUGAGCAGCAGAAAGAGUAUGCACUUGCUCGUGAUGCAUACGAACGCGUCCUUACGGAGAACCCGAACCAUGCCAAAGUUUUGCAACAACUCGGCUGGCUCUAUCAUCAACAAAACUCCAGCUUCUCAAGCCAGGAGCUCGCCAUCCAGUAUUUGACGCGGUCACUCGAAGCUGAUGUCAAUGAUGCACAAACUUGGUAUCUGCUUGGACGAUGCUACAUGGCUCAACAGAAAUACAACAAAGCUUACGAGGCUUAUCAACAAGCUGUCUACCGGGAUGGACGCAAUCCAACUUUCUGGUGCUCUAUUGGAGUGUUGUACUAUCAAAUCAAUCAAUAUCGCGACGCACUGGACGCGUAUAGCCGAGCUAUCCGAUUGAACCCAUACAUCAGUGAAGUUUGGUACGAUCUCGGCACUCUUUACGAGAGCUGCAAUAAUCAAGUCAACGACGCUCUCGAUGCAUACACACGCGCUCUCGAGCUCGACCCUUCCAACCCGCAUAUCAAGCAACGCCUGCAAAUGCUCCGCAGCUCGCAAGGAGGAGCAACUCAGAACCAGGCCGGAGGUUCCGGUCCCGCCCACCAGCCUGCUGUUCUCCGCGAUACCAAACCUCAGGGCUAUCCGAACGUCUCGGGUCCUCACGCCAACGCAUCGGGUCCAUUGUACCAAGGACCUCAGCCGCCCACUGGCUUUGGCCGCUCAGCCCAUCCCGAAGGCGCCGGUCAUGCGCCUCAGCCUGCCGACCUUGACCGGCGCGAAGGGAUGCUUCCUGGAUCAUCGACGCUGCCGCCUUAUGCUUCCGGACCCGGGCAGCGCGAUGAGCGGAGGAUCCCUUCGAUGGCAGACAGACCUACCUUGCAGUCUCCUGGUGAACUCGUGAACCGACCGGGCAAACCCAAGGGUGGCCGCGCCGACAAGCUCGUCUCACCCAAACAGCAAAACCGGAACGGAUCUCGCUCGAAUGUGCAGGACAUGCCGCCUAACUCCUCUGGACCCCGUCUGUAUAACCCGCAAGACGAGGUCUCUGGACGCUAUGGCCAAGACGGCCGUUCGUCCAAUGGGCCUCUAUCAGGUCUGGAAGGCCGACAGCGCGAGCAAGGCGAAGGCCGAGGUGACGGCUCGUCGCAAAUGGAGGCAUUGCGAUCGUUUGGCGACAUGCCGCGACACUCUCGGGACGCCAACGAGUCUAUCCGGCUGCCAGAAAUCAUCAUGAGGCCCGACGACCACGGCCGUCGCUCGUCUGACUCGUUCCUUGGCCACGGAGACGCGCUGCCGUUCCCUCAGAGGGAUCAGAGAGAGCAGAGGGAACAUGAUUCCGGCCACAGGAGUUUGGAAGGCGUUGACAGGCCGAGGUUCAGCAACGAACGACAGAGGGAACAGCUUCCCCGUCCCAGGGACUUUUCCCCGUCGCAUGAGCAUCGGGAUGCUCGUCAGAUGGAGUCGAGACCCAUGGACACUGGCCGUGGCCCUUACGUUGAGGAACGAGGACAAAGGAUGCCUGAGAGAUCCACUGACCGCAGAGGUCCAGCACAAGCCACUCCUGCAGGACCCGGCACCGAUCAGGGCAUGGAAAAGGAAAGAGCACAGGUGCAUGAUGCGGACGCUAGAGAGGGCAAAGGCUCCGAUGCAAUCAACGCUCCCUCCCGCCCGCAAUCCUCCCAAAGCCAGCGCGGUGUUAACGCAAUGGAGAUCGACCAACCCCCGUUGCCCUCUCCCACAGCCGCCCAAGCCCAGCAGGCACACGACGAUCGCGCCAAAGAGUCGGACGCGCCCGCGAGGAGGGAGACGAGCAGCGGAAGCACUAGUAAGAAGACGUCUGCGGGGCUGUUAAAGGGUAAACAGGACGAUAAGGCGGGCGAGAACAAGGCCUCGCCGCAACGGGAGCGGCCACCGGCACAGAAGGAACGGUUGGCGUUGCCUAGCGAUCGGUCGUACGGGCAGCAGCGGGAUGAGGAGUCUGCGGCGGUGUCGAGGGAGUGGAGUCGCGAGAGGGCUGGUGAGGAGAGUGAAUAUCCGAGAGAAAGUGGGAGGGAGCGCGACCGUGACCGGGACCGUGCACGCGAGCAGCGUGAACGCGAAAGGGAACGGGAGCGGGAGAAGGAGAGCAAACCUGAACCCGAACGGCCUGCAGCGCAACAAAAUCCACAACAACCGCAGCAGAAAGCAGCACCAACCCCCACCACCGACGACAAACGCCGCUCCGCCUCCAAAUCCACCAGCCCCAAAACCGCCCGAGCCUCCGACGGCCUCGCGGCUCUAGCCAACUACGGCGGCGAAGAAGCCAACGGCGGCUCUACAUCCCCCGACGAAGCAGCAUCCCGAUCUACGUCCCCACCACCGCAAAAAAAGGCCUUCCGGGACCGGGAGGAAUCGGCUGGCCUGAAACGACCAUUCCGCCGUGAUUCCGUUGGAGGAAGCAGUGAUGGAGGGUCGCCGGACCAUAAGCGGGCUAAAUCUGAUAAACCAUAGAGCACAGAACGCUGCGUUUACCUCCG
Messenger RNA from Fimicolochytrium jonesii, 3249 nucleotides. RefSeq lists its product as uncharacterized. Bases 134 to 3223 code for a protein of 1029 amino acids. Lineage: Eukaryota; Fungi; Chytridiomycota; Chytridiomycetes; Spizellomycetales; Powellomycetaceae. The transcript is spliced from 9 exons. Gene Ontology annotation, biological process: regulation of gene expression. Gene Ontology annotation, molecular function: chromatin DNA binding; RNA polymerase II cis-regulatory region sequence-specific DNA binding; protein binding. The record is from RefSeq and is a predicted model, not a curated record.